AUGGGCGUUCACCGGAAUAGCCCAAAGUCGAAGAAGAUGAAGGCGAACACACUGAAAUCUCUUCUCGAACUUGAUUCCAUGUACAGGCGUAGAAGCUCAGAGCAUUAUGGGAUUCUCUCUUUAAUUUCACACUGCUCUUACACAUCCACAUUCAUCAAUCCAUCAGAAUCGCCCUCGUUGCAAUGCCUGAAGCGCGAUAAGCUCAUCAAGCUUCUCUCUCUGCUAAAGCAAAUGAGAAACGGUCCAUGCCUGCCCGAUGAAGUCCUCUCGCCCCUCUUCUCUAUGAUACAGGACCACCUCUUCCGGCGCCUCCCGCCUCCCAGCACCUCCAUCUUGCUAGACGACGACGACCUCAUUGCCACCCCGGCUGCCACCUGGCCCCACCUCCAGCCCGUCUACGACAUCCUCCUCUGCCUAGUCAUCAACAUGGAGCCUAAAACGCUAGGAGAGUAUAUCAAAGACUCCUUCAUCCUCAACCUGCUGGCGCUCUUCAAGUCCGAUGACCUGAGGGAGCGAGAGAGCUUGAAGAAACUGUGCCACCAGAUAUACUCUAAGUUCCAUGGCUCGAGAUCUUUCAUGAGGAAAGCAAUGAACGAUGUUUUCUUGCAUUAUACGUUCGAGGGUAAUGAGAAGCAUGCGGGGAUUGGGGAUUUGCUUGAGAUAUGGGGGACGAUCAUCAAUGGAUUUAGCGUCCCGUUGAAGGAGGAGCAUAGGCUUUUCUUGAUGAGGGUUCUGAUGCCGUUGCACCGGCCUAAAGGGAUGCAGGCGUAUCACAAGCAGUUGGCUUACUGUGUGCAUCAGUUUGUGGAGAAGGAACCGGUGCUCGGGGUGGCUGUGGUUAGGGGGAUUCUACGAUAUUGGCCGACGACCAAUUGCCACAAAGAAAUUGUGCUGAUAGGAGAGUUGGAAGAUUUGGUUGAGAACAUGGAGACUGAGGAGUAUAAGGCUAUUGCUUUGCCUUUGUGCAAACGGAUAACAAAGUGCUUCAACAGUCAAAACUCGCAGGUUGCAGAACGAGCGUUGUACAUGUGGAACAACGAGCGGUUUGUGAAGAUGGUGAUCCAAGCAGAAGCAGUAGAAGAGGUGCUAUCCGUGGUAGUGGAAGGAAUGGAGAAGAAUGUGAGAGGGCAUUGGAGCAAAAGCGUGCGUCAGCUGACACAGAAUGUGAAGGAGAUGCUGGUGGAGAUGGAGCCUGUGCUCUAUGCCCGGUGCCUAGCACAGCUCGAUCAUAGCCACUCGGAGGUGGAGACGAAGCGGAAACAGAAGUGGGAGAGAGUGGAAAUGGCAGCGAAACUCAACCAAUUCAUCCAAGAGUCUCUCAGAUCAGGCCUUCCCGAUUAA
Molecule: messenger RNA, 1341 nt
Organism: Salvia hispanica
Lineage: Eukaryota; Viridiplantae; Streptophyta; Magnoliopsida; Lamiales; Lamiaceae
Product: serine/threonine protein phosphatase 2A 57 kDa regulatory subunit B' alpha isoform-like
Biological process (GO): signal transduction
Cellular component (GO): protein phosphatase type 2A complex
Molecular function (GO): protein phosphatase regulator activity
Source: RefSeq, a predicted model, not a curated record